AUGAUUUCCCCAGAAGACACUGAUAAUAUACCAACUGCCAGCAGCUUUUGUAGAGAUUUUAUCCGAGGCUGUUGCCCUAGAGAGAAUUGCCGAUUUAUACAUAAAAUACCACCGAAAGUUUAUUUGAAGGAGCUUUUUCGUUUCUGUCACGAUUUUCAAAAUAAAGGCUGUUUUCGACCAAAUUGUAAGUUUAUGCACAUCACCUUAGAAGAUGAAGAGCAUUUUUAUAAUACUGGGGUAUUUCCUCGAGACCCCCGCAGCACUCCAGUUAUAUGCCAAGCUUUUAUUCAUGGAGUAUGUUCUAAUCAAGACUGUAAAUUUAUUCACGCCAGAGAUGUGACAAAUAAUGAAUUAAACUCCAAACGCAAUAUUCAUAAAAAUAUAUUUAAUCAUAGUCACAUUAGAGAUGAUGAUUCUCCGCCUGAACCUAAACUUAGAAGAUAUGCAUUUGAUGAUUCGGGAAUGGACACACAACAAUUAGUAUGUGCAAAUUGUGAAGCCCUGGAUCAUAAAGUAAAGUUACUUCAUGAUAAUAUUAGUGUUUUAUUAAAAAAGGUUGCAGAUUUGACUGAGAAAAAUCUUCAGUUGACAUCAAUGAAUGAAUUUUUACUUGAACAAACAGCAUCUGUUAGAAGUGAUCAACCUUGUGUGAUAACUUCAAGACAUGGAACUUCUGCUCCUGUGUCUUUAGCCACUGUUAGUGUGACACCAGUAGUAAGCCUUGCUGGUGCCUUACCAACGCUUGUACCUGCAGCAGCAACACCAAAUUUAACUUUAGCUCCUGCAGCAUCUCAAGCUCAGUUAUUGACUCCAGCUCCUCAAAUUUUAACAGUUAGUACUACCCAGCAACUCGUUGGGAAUUCAGGAGCCCUCAUAGUUACUAGUGCUGGAGCUCAGCAACUUAUGCAAGUUAGCGACUCUGGAACAUUAAUGGGGGGAGGACAAACUGUAGUUGCUGUUACUCCUGCACAAUUGACAUUAGCCCCACCAGGGCAACAACUGAUGAGCAAUGGACCUCAGACAGCAGUACAACAAUUAGUGCAGACAUCAGCUUUGCAAUCACAAUUGGCUUCACAACAUCAAGCUCCCCAGUUUGCAGCUCAGCAGUCUGUGCAACAUUUGGCUGCAGCACAGCAGUCUGCUCAGCAUCUUGCUGCCCAGCAGUCAGCUCAACACCUUGCCGCUCAGCAAUCUGCACAACAUUUGGCUCAGUCUGCUCAACACCUGGCAGCAGCACAACAAUCUGCACAACAACUGGCAGCAGCUGCUCAACAGUCUGCACAACAAAUGGUUGCACAGCAAUCUGCUCAACAAUUGGCAGCGCAGCAGUCUGCUCAACAACAGCUUGUACCUUCAGCACCACAACUAGUACACCAAACAUCUACUCAACAGAUUACAAUUUCUAGCACUAGUCAACCAAUGGCUUUACCAAACUCACAAGCUCAGCCAUUAACAUUCCCUAUAAUCUCUCAAAGUAUUUUGCCCCAU
Brenthis ino (lesser marbled fritillary) is the source of this 1488-nucleotide messenger RNA. The record is from the annotation of a GenBank genome assembly. NCBI's taxonomy places the organism in Eukaryota, Metazoa, Arthropoda, Insecta, Lepidoptera, Nymphalidae.